AUGUGCAAUUUCUAUGCUGUAAAGCCUAGCACAGAAGUAGCAGCAUUUUUCCUUGUGAAUGAACUGGAUGAGAAACGUUUGGUCGCAAUUGGUUCAUCGCGACCAGGAGUUGUAGAGGGACAAGUGGUGGGAAGCGCUCGUGGAACUGCGAUCAUUCACUUCGAUCCCAUCGUUAUUGCUAGGCGAUCUUUGUUGAGAUAUCUUAUCAAUGAAGUAGGAAAAGUUGGAGAUCCGAAAUGCAUCUUUGUUCGCGGUGAGGAUGGUAUGCUGCGUUUGAAUGAGGGUUUAAGACUGGUGCUCUACGCAACUUAUGCACCGAAUUGCUCAUACAGCUGUAAGGAAGCAUCGUUGAAGAAGUUGAGUGUGCUAGGGUAAGU
Molecule: messenger RNA, 377 nt
Organism: Cylicostephanus goldi
Lineage: Eukaryota; Metazoa; Nematoda; Chromadorea; Rhabditida; Strongylidae
Source: the annotation of a GenBank genome assembly